Malus domestica (apple) is the source of this 714-nucleotide messenger RNA. RefSeq lists its product as uncharacterized. The record is from RefSeq and is a predicted model, not a curated record. NCBI's taxonomy places the organism in Eukaryota, Viridiplantae, Streptophyta, Magnoliopsida, Rosales, Rosaceae.
AUGAGAUUGGAAGCUAUGGGUUUUCAGGAGUACUUACAUGUUGUGCUAGUCCAGUUCGGACUGCUGAUCGUGCUAAUCUACCACCUCUUCCUCCUCUACAAAUACAUCAAUCACCCUCUCUCCACUGCCAUUGGAUCUGAAAACAUUGACAAGAAAAAUAGGGUUGGAAAAAUCUUGCAGGGUGAAGAUGUUCAAGUUGCAACGAAAGUUAAAACAGCUCUUGAUGUUAUUUCCUCCAAUACAAUUGCAACUACGUCCUUAGCAUCAGUGGCGGAGCCAGAAAUUCAUGUUAGGAGGGCAUCAAUCUCUCUAACUCUGUGCUCUCUCAUUGGAGCUUGGAUGGCAAACUCCAUUAACAACUUCUUACCAAGUGAAAUAAUAUAUGGCAGCACAAACCCAUUAACCGUUUCUAUCAAGUACAUCUGCAUCUUGACAUGUUUUCUCCUUGCUUUUUCAUGCUUUGUUCAAUCAGCUAGGCACUUUGUUCACUCAAACUGCCUUUUAGCCACCCCGGGAGCUACCGCGAAAAGCGACGUGAAAAAAGCCGAUAGAGCAGUUGAAAGGGGAAGCGAGUUUUGGUCACUUGGGCUUAGAGCACUCUACUUUGCUCUCAAUUUUCUGUUGUGGUUUUUUGGACCUAUUCCCAUGUUAGCUUUGUCUGUCGCGACGGUCGUGAUCCUAUCUUGCCACGACUUUGAGAAAGUCUGGCGGUGA